Molecule: messenger RNA, 1587 nt
Organism: Fusarium coffeatum
Lineage: Eukaryota; Fungi; Ascomycota; Sordariomycetes; Hypocreales; Nectriaceae
Exons: 1
Coding region: 1-1587 (528 amino acids)
Biological process (GO): regulation of DNA-templated transcription
Cellular component (GO): nucleus
Molecular function (GO): zinc ion binding
Source: RefSeq, a predicted model, not a curated record
AUGUCCAUCGCGCAGCUCUCGCAGCUGUUACCGCUUCCUGAUGAGGAGCUCAAGCAGGUCCUCGAUUACGCCUCUACUCUCUCCACAGCCGAAGCGGCGGAUCACUUUGGAAAUCUACUAGGAGACUCUCCUCAAGCGAUCGAGUUUAUAUCGUCGUUCAACUCCCGGAGACAAACAUCGGCGCCCGGUAGCUCCUCGUACUCCAAUGCUGCUGCACCGCCAGAACCCGAGUCGCAGAAUAUCGAGGCCGUACCCAAGGCGAAACGCCAACCGAAAAAGAAGAAGGCAAACAUACACACACCACAGGCUAGACAAGUUAGCGAAUAUGCUGCGCCUGCUGGUACGACGUACAGCAAGAAGGAUUUGAGUCUUGAUUACAUUCCUCAGCGGUCGAGCGCUCCUAGCAGUAACCAUGCUUCGAGAUCAUCGACUCCGAAACCCGAUCCUAAGCCUGUCGCGAAGCCUCCUCCUAAACAACAUGCUUCAGCCGGUUACAUGCUUGGUGAGGGACCACCCAAGUCAAAAUCCAAGUCGACUCCCGCUUCGCGCAGUUCCACACCAAAGCCAGCUGCAACCACUACCAAGAUUUCAAUAGCUGGAGGCAUGCCCAUGGCUGGCGCCUCAACUGCCAUAUCUGAUCUUGAUGCUGCUAUCCGUGCGCUUGAGAUCUCCACAAACCCCACACUGGAAAACUCCAAGUCUAGAAAGUGUAAUUGUGUUGCUACGAGACAUCCUCUGCAAGGCGCAGCACCAAACUGUCUCUCUUGUGGCAAGGUGAUAUGCAUGAAAGAGGGGUUGGGACCUUGUACUUUCUGCGGCAGUCCUCUCCUAACACCGGAUGAUGUUCAAAUGAUGAUACGAGAGCUUAAGGAUGAGCGAGGGCGUGAACGACAGGCCGCUAACCGCGAUGCCAAUCGUCGCGCUGACGUAGCCAAGACACCGGCACCGUUUACUCAACCCCGCGGUAACGACGGCCCUUCACUUAGCGAAGCCGAAGCCAAGGCUCGUGCUCAUCGUGACAAGCUUCUCAACUUCCAAGCCCAGAACGCAAAGCGAACUACCGUCCGCGAUGAGGCGGCUGACUUCGACGUGGGCGGAGCACUUACAGGAACGGGCAGCAUGUGGGCGACUCCUGAAGAGCGAGCACGCGAAUUGAAGAGACAACAAAAGGUCCUGCGAGAGAUGGAAUGGAACGCACGACCAGACUACGAGAAGCGUAAGCAAGUUGUUAGCAUUGAUGUAGUGGGAGGCAAGGUCGUCCGCAAGAUGGCGGCUGUCGAACGUCCCGUUACACCCGAGUCCGAAGAUGAGAUCGUUGAUGAGGCCAACAACGGUGGCUUUGAGGACUCAUCUACGAAUAAGGGUAGUGAAGGAAAUGGAGGCGCUUUCAGUGGCAAUCCUCUGCUUGGAUCAUUAAUUAAGCCUGUCUUUGAUGCCAAGGGCAAGGGUGCUGAGGUAGAGGGACGGGAGGCACGAAAAAAGAAGGGAUGGCAGCGCGUUCAGCAUGAUCUUGAUAACAACGAGGGAGUCAUCUUGGAUGGCGGUGUCUAUGGACAUGCUGGAAAUGAUGAGCCAGCAUGUGGAUGA